AUGUCAGCAGCUGUAAUGAAAUCAUCGGACAAGCAAUUUGGCCAGUUUAAUGGAGAACAACAACAAGCACCAUUACACAAGAUCAGAAUUACUCUCUCCAGCAAGAAUUUGAAAUCAAUUGAGCGUGUAUGUGCUGAUUUAAUACAAAGUGCUAAACAGAAAGACUUGAAGGUAACUGGUCCAGUUAGAAUGCCAGUUAAGACUUUGAGGAUUACUACAAGAAAAUCACCAUGUGGUGAGGGAUCCAAAACCUGGGAUAGAUACGAGAUGCACAUCUACAAGAGAGUUAUUGAUUUGUAUUCAUCAAGUGAUGUUGUAAGGCAGAUCACUUCAAUUAACAUUGACGCAGGAGUUGAGGUUGAAGUAACUAUUUCUGACAUUUAA
This is a messenger RNA of Cryptosporidium ubiquitum, 384 nucleotides long. RefSeq names its product ribosomal protein S20. Gene Ontology annotation, molecular function: structural constituent of ribosome. NCBI's taxonomy places the organism in Eukaryota, Apicomplexa, Conoidasida, Eucoccidiorida, Cryptosporidiidae. Gene Ontology annotation, cellular component: cytosolic small ribosomal subunit; ribosome. The transcript has a single exon. The record is from RefSeq and is a predicted model, not a curated record. Gene Ontology annotation, biological process: translation. The coding region runs from base 1 to 384 and encodes 127 amino acids.